AGUCCUCCAGCCGCCGGGUUCGCGCCGCGGUCCCCAGCUGCUGACGUGCGCGGGCCGGGUGUGGGGCCGUGGGCGCGGACAGCUAUGGCGGUGGACAUCACGCUGCUGUUCCGGGCCAGCGUCAAGACCGUAAAGACUCGGAACAAGGCCCUGGGAGUGGCGGUGGGCGGCGGGGUCGAUGGCAGCCGCGAUGAGCUGUUCCGCCGGAGCCCCCGGCCCAAGGGCGACUUCUCCAGCCGGGCCCGCGAAGUGGUUUCUCACAUUGGCAAACUGAGAGAUUUUCUUCUGGAACACAGGAAAGAUUAUAUUAAUGCUUAUAGCCAUAUCAUGUCUGAAUAUGGGAGGAUGACAGACACAGAGCGAGACCAGAUAGACCAGGAUGCUCAGAUAUUCAUGAGGACCUGUUCAGAGGCAAUUCAGCAACUAAGAGCAGAAGCCCACAAGGAGAUACAUUCCCAGCAAGUGAAGGAGCACAGGACUGCUGUUUUGGAUUUCAUUGAAGAUUACUUAAAAAGUAUUUCAUUUUCUCUUAAAGGAGUGUGUAAACUUUACUCAGAACAAAGAGCCAUCCGAGUUAAAAGAGUGGUGGAUAAGAAAAGAUUAUCUAAGCUGGAACCAGAACCAAAUACAAAGACAAGAGAAUCCACAUCUUCUGAGAAAGUUUCACAGGAUACUUCAAAAGACUCUGAAGAAAAACCUGUCACUGAAGAAUGUCCAGAAAAUACUUUGGCCAAAGCACGACCUGAAUUGGGAACCUGGGGGAAUGGCAAAGGUGAAGAUGAAUUAUCCCCAGAAGAAAUACAAAUGUUUGAACAAGAAAAUCAACGACUAAUUGGUGAAAUGAACAGCUUGUUUGACGAAGUGAGGCAAAUCGAAGGGAAAGUGGUUGAAAUUUCCAGACUCCAAGAGAUAUUCACGGAAAAAGUUUUGCAGCAGCAAGCUGAGGUUGAUAGCAUUCACCAACUAGUUGUAGGGGCAACUGAAAAUAUCAAGGAGGGCAAUGAAGACAUAAGAGAGGCCAUUAAAAACAAUGCAGGCUUCCGUGUGUGGAUCCUCUUCUUCCUGGUGAUGUGCUCCUUCUCCUUGCUCUUCCUCGACUGGUACGACAGCUAGCCUGGUGCGGGUGGCUCUGCCGGCAGUGGGCAGUGGGUGCCCAGUCCGGGAAUCUGCACGGGCGCUUCUGACAAACCAUGUGCCAUCAUGUGUCUCUGGUGCUGGAGCGUGGUUAUGACCAGAUCUUAUCACAGGGCCACUGAGGGGAGAGCGGAUUGAGACAGACACAUGUACUCCCACAAGAGGGAUACCCAAACCAGUGGUUUUCAACCUAUUUAGCAGAUGAAAAAGGAAACAGUGAACGCAGAUUAAAAGUGACUUGUGUUGUAAUUAAGGCAAAACAGAUUGAACGAGGAGACAUGGGUAUUAACUGCACCUAACCCUGAAGCUGCUGUGGCAGGGACGGCUCCAGGGGAGGGCACAUCAGGGCUCAGGCUUCCCCAGGUCAUCUCAGGUCUCAAAGAAGUCGCUGGCCUUUCCUAUCCCGGUAGCUUUGGGGAAAAUCACUAUUAUUAAUGUCUCCCAACAAAUGAUUACUUCUGUGUUUCCUUGUGGCUUCUUGUCUACCUGAGUCAACCAAUACGCAGACUCAUUAUGUUAUAGAGAAGCUCACAUUUGCUUUGCUAAUCUAAUAAAUAUGAUCACAACCACUUAA
Molecule: messenger RNA, 1708 nt
Organism: Cynocephalus volans (Philippine flying lemur)
Lineage: Eukaryota; Metazoa; Chordata; Mammalia; Dermoptera; Cynocephalidae
Gene: STX18
Product: syntaxin 18
Exons: 11
Coding region: 85-1113 (342 amino acids)
Biological process (GO): intracellular protein transport; retrograde vesicle-mediated transport, Golgi to endoplasmic reticulum
Cellular component (GO): endoplasmic reticulum; membrane; SNARE complex
Molecular function (GO): SNAP receptor activity
Source: RefSeq, a predicted model, not a curated record